Colletotrichum karsti is the source of this 1371-nucleotide messenger RNA. Its product is annotated as uridine kinase. Gene Ontology annotation, molecular function: kinase activity; ATP hydrolysis activity; ATP binding. The record is from RefSeq and is a predicted model, not a curated record. The transcript has 10 exons. Bases 1 to 1371 code for a protein of 456 amino acids. Lineage: Eukaryota; Fungi; Ascomycota; Sordariomycetes; Glomerellales; Glomerellaceae. Gene Ontology annotation, cellular component: cytoplasm.
AUGGCUGACCAGACAAACGGAACCGAAUCUCAUGUGACGAUCCAGCGGCGAGCUCACUACUCACCACCAUGGGCGGAUGUCAGCAUUAUUGGCAUUGCAGGCAGCUCGGGCUCGGGCAAGUCUACUCUGUCUCAUGCCAUUGUUAGGAAACUGAAUCUGCCCUGGGUGGUGAUCUUGUCCAUGGACUCUUUCUACAACCCCCUGACCCCCGAACAAUCCAAGAAGGCCUUCGCCAACGAGUUUGACUUUGAUUCGCCAGAGGCCAUCGACUUUGAUGUACUUGUCCAAUGUCUCCGAGACCUCAAGGCAGGAAAACGGGCGGAAAUUCCCAUCUACUCCUUCGCAAAGCACCAGCGCAUGCAAAACACCACAACCAUCUACUCGCCUCACGUUCUUAUCCUGGAAGGCAUUUUUGCUCUCCACGACCCGCGCAUUCUGGAACUGCUGGAUAUGAGAAUAUUCUGCGAGGCAGAUGCUGAUACUUGCCUAUCUCGACGAGUUCUCAGAGACGUUAAGGAGCGUGGCCGAGAUGUCGAGGGCAUCAUGAAACAAUGGUUCACGUUCGUGAAGCCCAACUUUGAAAAGUUCGUCGAGCCGCAGCGCAAAGUUGGAGACAUCAUUGUGCCAAGAGGUAUCGAGAACCACGUGGCGAUGGCCAUGGUCGUUCAGUACAUCGAGAGGAAAUUGAUCGAGAAAUCGACCCACCACCGCGCAGCCUUGACCCAGCUGGAGCUGGCCGCCGCCAGCGAGCCUCUAUCCGAUAGGGUUGUCAUCCUGGAUCAGACAUCCCAGCUGAGGGGCAUGAGCACCAUCAUCCAGGAUAUCGACACCUCAGGCGAAGACUUCAUCUUCUACUUUGACCGUCUUGCCUGUCUCUUGAUCGAACAGGCACUCAACAACGUGAACUUUCAAGAAAAGACGGUCGCGACGCCCCAAGGCUACAAGUACAAUGGCCUUGUGGCUAAGGGAAAUGUAAGUGCAGUGCUCGUUCUGCGAGGCGGAGCCGCCUUCGAGACAGCACUCAAGAGAGUCGUUCCGGAUAUCAGGACGGGCAGAGUCCUCAUCCAGUCUAACGUACGGACGGGUGAGCCCGAGCUCCACUACCUCAAGCUUCCCGACAACAUCGACGAGCACGAGGCAGUCCUGCUGAUUGACACGCAAAUGGCCAGCGGCGGUGCGGCUCUCAUGGCGGUCCAGGUCCUCGUCGACCAUGGCGUCGCGCAGGAGAAGAUCGUGCUGGCCUGCUACGCCGCCGGAAGACUGGGAGUCCACCGUCUGGCAAAGGUGUUCCCCGGCAUCACAAUUGUGCUCUGUAAUAUGCUUGCGGACAUUGAAGAUCGCUGGGUUGAGAAGAGGUACUUCCGGUGCUAG